Hirsutella rhossiliensis is the source of this 1935-nucleotide messenger RNA. RefSeq lists its product as uncharacterized. The transcript is spliced from 2 exons. Lineage: Eukaryota; Fungi; Ascomycota; Sordariomycetes; Hypocreales; Ophiocordycipitaceae. The coding region runs from base 1 to 1935 and encodes 644 amino acids. The record is from RefSeq and is a predicted model, not a curated record.
AUGGUCCGUCUAUCUAUCGCUUCCACGGUGGCUUUGGCCUUGACCGCGUAUGCCGCCGCGCCUGUCUUCACCGACCAAAAGGCUCUGGGCGCGCAGAAACAAGACCAGGUCGACAAGUCAGAGUGCAAGCUAGACAAUGAUUGCCAGUCCAAGUGCUGCGCCGUCCAAUCCGACGGCAAUAAUAACAUCUGCUCCACACGAGCGGAUGCCGAGUCCAAAAAGGACGGGAAGAUAGGAUGCGAGGGCACUCUAGAGCAGAAUGGCGGCGGCGGCGGGACAGGCGCCCAGGGCCAGGGCACCGGCCAGCAGAAGAACAAGAACGGCGGCAACGGCGACGGCGGCAACGGCAAAGCCGCCACAGGCAACGGCAACGGCGGCAACGGCAACGGCGCCACCGGCAAAGCCGCCACAGGCAACGGCAACGGCGCCACCGGCAAAGCCGCCACCGGCAACGGCAACGGCGCCACCGGCAAAGCCGCCACAGGCAACGGCAACGGCGGCAACGGCAACGGCGGCAACGGCAACGGCGGCAACGGCAACGGCGGCAACGGCAACGGCGGCAACGGCAACGGCGGCAACGGCAACGGCGGCAACGGCAACGGCGGCAACGGCAACGGCAACGGCGCCACCGGCAAAGCCGCCACCGGCAACGGCAACGGCGCCACCGGCAAAGCCGCCACCGGCAACGGCAACGGCAACGCCGCCACCGCCAAAGCCGCCACAGGCAACGGCAACGGCAACGCCGCCAAAGCCGCCACAGGCAACGGCAACGGCAACGGCGCCACCGCCAAAGCCGCCACAGGCAACGGCAACGGCGGCAACGGCAAAGCCGCCACCGGCAACGGCAACGGCGCCACCGCCAAAGCCGCCACAGGCAACGGCAACGGCAACGGCGCCACCGCCAAAGCCGCCACAGGCAACGGCAACGGCAACGGCAACGGCGGCAACGGCAACGGCGCCACCGGCAAAGCCGCCACAGGCAACGGCAACGGCGCCACCGGCAAAGCCGCCACAGGCAACGGCAACGGCAACGGCGCCACCGGCAAAGCCGCCACCGGCAACGGCAACGGCAACGGCGCCACCGGCAAAGCCGCCACAGGCAACGGCAACGGCGGCGGCAACGGCAACGGCGGCAACGGCAAAGCCGCCACCGGCAACGGCAACGGCAACGGCGCCACCGGCAAAGCCGCCACCGGCAACGGCAACGGCAACGGCGCCACCGGCAAAGCCGCCACAGGCAACGGCAACGGCGGCAACGGCAACGGCGGCAACGGCAAAGCCGCCACCGGCAACGGCAACGGCAACGGCGCCACCGGCAAAGCCGCCACCGGCAACGGCAACGGCGCCACCGGCAAAGCCGCCACCGGCAACGGCAACGGCAACGGCAACGGCGCCAACGGCAAAGCCGCCACCGCCAAAGCCGCCACAGGCAACGGCAACGGCAACGGCGCCAAAGCCGCCACCGGCAACGGCAACGGCGCCAAAGCCGCAGCCGCCACAGGCAACGGCAACGGCGGCAACGGCAAAGCCGCCACCGGCAAAGCCGCCACAGGCAACGGCAACGGCGCCACCGCCAAAGCCGCCACAGGCAACGGCAACGGCGCCAACGGCAACGGCGCCAACGGCAAAGCCGCCACAGGCAACGGCAACGGCAACGGCAACGGCGCCAACGGCAAAGCCGCCACCGGCAAAGCCGCCACAGGCAACGGCAACGGCAACGGCGCCAAAGCCGCCACCGGCAACGGCAACGGCGCCAAAGCCGCAGCCGCCACAGGCAACGGCAACGGCGGCAACGGCAAAGCCGCCACCGCCAAAGCCGCCACAGGCAACGGCAACGGCAACGGCGCCACCGGCAAAGCCGCCACAGGCAACGGCAACGGCAACGGCGCCAAAGCCGCCACAGGCAACGGCAACGGCGCCGGCGGCGUUCCCUGA